AACAAAUGAAGUAUUAGUUUGGUGAUCGGACGGCCAUUUCACGACGUACAUUCUCAAUCACAAUAUUUAAAUAUGUUAUCAAAAGUUGUAUUUCUUGUAGUUUGCGCGUUGGUUAAUUGUUUUCCUAGAUUAAAUAGUUUACCUUUUAGUUUCUACACGCGUUCAGACUGGCAUGCUCAACUGGCUACAGAUUUAACUCCGCUGUCAACUCCAGUACCCUACGUGAUUAUCCAUCACACGUAUAAGCCUGACGCAUGUGCAAGCCACCAAGAAUGUAUCACAGCUAUGCAGUCAAUGCAAAGAUACCACAUGGAGAGCUUAGAUUGGGGUGAUAUUGGAUAUAACUUCUGUAUAGGCAAUAGUGGAGAUAUUUAUGAAGGAAGAGGAUGGGAAAGAAAGGGUAUACACGCAGGCAAAGCGAAUGGUGUCAGUAUAGGUAUCUGUCUAAUUGGUGAUUGGAGAGUUGAUCAGCCACCACAGGAUAUGUUGGAGGCUACAAAGGCUUUAAUUCAGAUGGGAGUAGACAAGGGAAUGAUUAGUCCUGACUAUAAGUUAGUUGGCCACAACCAAGUGAUGGCAACACAAUGUCCCGGCGCUGCUCUCUUCGAUAUUAUUUCAAAAUGGGAUCAUUUCUCAAACAAAUUCAGUUUAUACGCCCUGCACUGGCAUCCCUGUCUCCACUGGGCUGGACUCUCCAAACUCCUUGACGAUGUCGUCAGUCCACCUAGUCGGUGGGCGGCCGCGCGGUCUUUUGUUCUGCCGAGGUCUCUCUUCAAGGAGCCUGCGGGUCCAUCGGUUCUUGUCCAUGCGCGCUAUGUGGCCGGCCCACCGAAACUUAGAUGUUGCGACAGCCUACGUCGCUUACACUGGUCUUUUUACGAAUGGCGUCAUUUCGUAUGCGAUUGCGAAGUGCGAUGCCAAGCAUUGCACGCUCCAUCGCCCGCUGCGAUUUUUCAGUCGGCGUACAGAUUUCUGCGACCGUUACUUCUGGGAGCGCAAUCAGAAUCAGUGAUGCUGUGUAUAUUUUAUUUGGAACUACUGAUGUGUACCAUUACUUUUGCUAAAAGUGUUCCGGCUGAAUUCAAAGAGGAACCAUUGGAAAAUGAGGUGAACACAUACGACUUUCCUUUGGUGAGGCGUGGAAAAUGGCACGCAAGGAAACCAACACACACCCUGCCUCUAAAUGUACCUGUUCCAUAUGUUGUAAUCCACCAUUCCUAUUCACCAUCCGCCUGCAAAGACAGUAACAGCUGUGCGCAAGCAAUGCGGUCUAUGCAGAAUUACCACAUGGAUGAGCAUGGAUGGUGGGAUAUUGGAUAUAAUUUUGGUAUUGGCGGUGAUGGAGCUGCGUACGAAGGUCGAGGUUGGACUGUCCUUGGUGCUCAUUCACUGCGCUUCAAUAAUUACAGUCUUGGAAUAUGCCUUAUUGGGGACUGGAGAUAUAAAGUACCGCCAGCGCUGCAAAUAAAAACGGCUAAAGAGUUGAUAUCCGCUGGUGUAGACCUCGGAUUUAUAAAAACAGAUUAUAAACUCAUAGGUCAUAGACAAGUGAGGGAUACAGAAUGUCCUGGCGAUGCGCUUUAUGAAGAAAUAAAACAGUGGAAGAAUUACUCUCCAUUUCCAGCCACAGUUACGGAUUUGGUGGAUGUUGUAGAGAUACCAGAGUCUAUUAGAGGACAGUGGAAGGAGAAUGGAACUUUGAAAAGUUGAAAUUAUUGAAUUUUUAGAAUAAGUCAAAAUAGUUUUAAGUGUAAUAGAAGUUUAAUAAAAAAGUUCCUUAACAUUA
Messenger RNA from Pieris napi, 1786 nucleotides. RefSeq lists its product as uncharacterized. The transcript has 9 exons. NCBI's taxonomy places the organism in Eukaryota, Metazoa, Arthropoda, Insecta, Lepidoptera, Pieridae. Bases 73 to 1710 code for a protein of 545 amino acids. Gene Ontology annotation, biological process: peptidoglycan catabolic process. The record is from RefSeq and is a predicted model, not a curated record. Gene Ontology annotation, molecular function: zinc ion binding; N-acetylmuramoyl-L-alanine amidase activity.